Coregonus sp. 'balchen' is the source of this 831-nucleotide messenger RNA. NCBI's taxonomy places the organism in Eukaryota, Metazoa, Chordata, Actinopteri, Salmoniformes, Salmonidae. The record is from the annotation of a GenBank genome assembly.
AUGUCUAAUGAAAUCUAUGCCAAUUGUGAGUUUGAUAAUGACAAUGUUCGGACAACAGACAGGGUUGAGGAUCUUUAUACAAAUAAAGAGAAUAUCAAUUCUCAUGUCUCCAGCAGCAAGACAAAGGAUGUCUCUCCAAAGAGCAGACCACUGGCUACAAACCCAGGUACCGAGAGCUCAGAGAGGAGAUCAACCAGAGCUGCUGCAGUGUGUCUGGGGCUGCUGUGUGUUCUCCUACUGGCUGGGAUCGUAGGCCUGUUUGUCUACUAUAAUGGAGUGAUGGGCAGUUUUGAAGAAAACAUCUUAGUUUAUAAAACCAACUCCUCAGCUGAAAAAGACCAGUUGGAAACCAAGUACAAUGCCAUGACUAAAGAGAGGGACCAACUCCAGGUUGAGAGAGACAAUCUUCAAGCAAAGCUCUCGAUGGUAGAACAACAUUUACAACAGGGAUGGAUAUAUUACAAGUCCAGUUUGUACUUCAUCUCUACUGAAAUGAAAACCUGGGAGGGGAGCAGAGAGGACUGUCUGAGGAGUGGAGCAAAUCUGGUGAUCAUAAACAGCAGAGAGGAACAGGUCUUUAUCCAUGGAUUGAAAAAGGAGACGUUCUGGAUUGGUCUGACUGACAGAGUUGAAGAGGGGAUCUGGAAGUGGGUGGAUGGCACAGCACUGACCACAGGGUACUGGUGGAGUGGGCAGCCUGAUAAUAGAAACGGCAUUGACGAGGAUUGUGCUGCGCGAUGGUCCGAUCUUUCUACUCCAGAAAAGGGCUGGCAUGAUGCACCGUGCAUCGAACUGCACUUUUCGGUAUGUGAGAAAAUUGCCUUCCUGUAA